This is a messenger RNA of Trichechus manatus latirostris (Florida manatee), 753 nucleotides long. RefSeq names its product golgi associated RAB2 interactor 5A (gene GARIN5A). Lineage: Eukaryota; Metazoa; Chordata; Mammalia; Sirenia; Trichechidae. Gene Ontology annotation, cellular component: nucleus. The coding region runs from base 1 to 660 and encodes 219 amino acids. The record is from RefSeq and is a predicted model, not a curated record. The transcript has 5 exons.
AUGAAGCCGGGCAAGUCAAAGUCGGACCUCUGUGGAGCAGGUGAGGCGGGACCAGGUGGGAUGGCAGAACGCUCCCUGGCUCCAGCCUAUCUCACGGGCCGGCCUGGCCGGCUCCAACGCCACCUCCUGAGCGGCGAGUUCGACCAGCUGCGGGACUUCCCCAUCUUUGAGAGUAACUUCGUGCAGGUGACCCGGUUAGGAGAAGUCGCCAACAAGGUCACCAUGGGAGUGGCAGCCUCCAGUCCAGCCCUGGAACUCCCAGACCUAUUGCUGCUAGCGGGCCCCGCCAAGGAGAAUGGACGCCUACAGCUCUUUGGGCUGUUCCCCUUGCAGUUCGUCCAGCUCUUCGUCCACGACGAGUGCCGCCGGCAGCUCAAGGUCAAGUUCCGCACUGGCCGUGCCUUCUACCUGCAGCUGCGGGCCCCGCACGAGACCCGCGACCGGGAGUUCGGCCAGUGGGUGCGGCUGCUCUACCGCCUUCGCUUCCAUUCGGCACAGGGAGCCGUGCCCUUCACGCAGGAGGACUCAGCGCUCGAGGAUGGGGGGGAGGAGGAGGAAGAGGAGGACGAUGAGGCCGCUGUGGCCCUAGAGGAGGGGGAUGAGACUCCAGCUAUGGAAGCCAGGCUUGACCCACAGAUUUCAGAACUCUGGGGACUCUGACUCUUCCAACAUCUUUUGAGAUCACCAAAGGACCAGAGAUUAAAAACGCCCUCCCACAGGGCCAGACAGAUAAAUUAUUAAAGUUAAUAAAGA